Bipolaris oryzae ATCC 44560 is the source of this 273-nucleotide messenger RNA. RefSeq lists its product as uncharacterized. The transcript has a single exon. The record is from RefSeq and is a predicted model, not a curated record. Bases 1 to 273 code for a protein of 90 amino acids. NCBI's taxonomy places the organism in Eukaryota, Fungi, Ascomycota, Dothideomycetes, Pleosporales, Pleosporaceae.
AUGAAGGCGCAGAGGACGAACUGUAUUCGGCCUGAGGGCUACCGGCGAACCAGGCCCAGACAGCCGUCGGGUACGAAACCGCACGCCUUACUUUUUCCCAGUAUUGUCAACCGUCUUUGUCACAGCCACGAUAUCCACUGGUUUCAGGGGAGGCUUAGAAACCUUGGGGCAGAAGUACCGAGGGUUUGUAUGUGGCUCUGUAAAGCUUGCCAAGCACUCCUGGUAGGCUUAUCAGCUCAUUUCUGUCAAGACUGGUCCUUGCGCACGGCCUAG